Molecule: messenger RNA, 858 nt
Organism: Fraxinus pennsylvanica
Lineage: Eukaryota; Viridiplantae; Streptophyta; Magnoliopsida; Lamiales; Oleaceae
Source: the annotation of a GenBank genome assembly
AUGCUAUACACUGAACAAGCACCUUCUGCUUGGUUGAACUUCGCUUUAUGUGGUUUGGUUGGGAUUAUGACGGCAUAUAUUUUUGUCUGGAUUACAAAGUAUUACACUGACUACAAGCAUGAGCCUGUACGCACAUUAGCUCUUUCUAGCUCAACUGGGCAUGGAACUAAUAUUAUUGCUGGAGUUAGUUUGGGUCUGGAAUCAACAGCCCUUCCUGUCCUUGUGAUAAGCAUAGCAAUUGUUUCGGCUUACUGGUUGGGUCACACUUCUGGGUUGGUGGAUGAAUCUGGAAGCCCAACUGGUGGGUUGUUUGGGACAGCCGUCGCAACUAUGGGAAUGCUCAGUACAGCAGCAUAUGUACUCACAAUGGACAUGUUUGGUCCAAUAGCUGAUAAUGCAGGUGGAAUAGUUGAAAUGAGUCGGCAGCCUGAAAGCGUUCGAGAGAUCACCGAUGUUCUCGAUGCUGUUGGAAAUACUACAAAAGCUACCACCAAGGGGUUUGCCAUUGGAUCUGCAGCCCUUGCAUCUUUUCUUCUAUUUAGUGCUUAUAUGGAUGAAGUAGCUACUUUUGCAAAUACAAAAAUAGACACAAAAACCAAAACAUCGACCGAGCAACAGAAACUCACAAUCUUAAAGAGUUGCUAUGCUGCGCUCAAAUUAGUGUUUUACAAUAGCGUGUUCUCUACGCAGCACGGUGACGAGAGAGAUGAGAGAGCGGGGCGACGUGACAUGCGGCAAAGAGAGAGAUGGGAGAUGGAAAAAGGGAGACGGCAGAGCGGCGUGGCUUCACAACCAAGAGCGCUGCACGAUGGCGGCGCUUGGAGGUGGUCUCCAGUAGUGACAGUGAUCCAUGUGUGA